Messenger RNA from Arvicola amphibius (Eurasian water vole), 2115 nucleotides. RefSeq names its product G protein-coupled receptor 108 (gene Gpr108). Bases 986 to 1954 code for a protein of 322 amino acids. Gene Ontology annotation, cellular component: Golgi apparatus; membrane. NCBI's taxonomy places the organism in Eukaryota, Metazoa, Chordata, Mammalia, Rodentia, Cricetidae. Gene Ontology annotation, biological process: transport. The transcript has 16 exons. The record is from RefSeq and is a predicted model, not a curated record.
AAUCGAAAAGUAUGCUGUGAAGUCGAAACUGAUCACAUCAGCAUGUGUAACUCACUCUCGGGGUAGUGCACAUCAAUAUGAGGCCUUUCAUGGGGGUGUCAGGGUUUCAGCUACUGGACACUCAAACACACCCUGUAGCUGCCUGGGAGGGACAGAAGCAGAGAAAUAUCACCAUCACCGCCACUACCCUGCACCCGGAAAGCCCUUCUCACAUGAUUGUGCCCUGAAUAAAAGAUGUCCAGAGGCUCUUGGGAACUGGUGGAGAAAGUGCCCUUUCUGCCACGGUCUCUCUGGUUUCCUGAAGGGGGAGAAGAGAGCUGACAUCCAACUGAACAGCUUCGGAUUCUACACCAACGGGUCUCUAGAAGUGGAACUGAGCCUGCUUCGCCUGGGCCUCCAGGAGACAGAAGAGAAGUCAUCAAAGGUGGGGUUCAGCCUGAGUCGGGUUCGAUCUGGUAGCGUUCACUCCUACUCGAGCCGGAACUUGCACGGAUGUCCUCUGGAGAGAAACAGCAGCAACUUCCUGGUCCUUUUCCUCAUUAAUAUCCAGGACCUAAAGGUCAAAGUCCUAAAAUUUGGAGAGCAGAAGAAGUUGCUCAUUUCCCCCGGUCUCCUCUCUGACACCCCUGCCCAGUCAAGUCUCCUGAAGUCAGAGCCAGUGGACACCCCUAAGGGGAGCAGUGAGACCUCUGCAGUCAAGGAAGAUCAGGCAGAGCCUGGAGCACCCCAUGUUUCAGGAGAGAAAACUACCCCAGGGGUGCAUGGACACUCAACAGAGGGCCAGCCACGGAGGCAUCCGCCCACGCAGGACCCCGGUGGGAAGGAGACUGAGCUGGUGUUGGGGCUGGGCCACCUGAAUGACUCCUACAACUUCAGCUUCCACGUGGUGAUCGGCUCCAGGGCUGAGGAAGGCCAGUACAGCCUCAACUUCCAUAACUGUCACAACUCCGUUCCUGGCAAGGAGCACCCAUUCGACCUCACCGUGAUGAUCCGAGAGAAGAAUCCGGAAGGCUUCCUGUCAGCGGCAGAAAUGCCCCUCUUCAAGCUCUACCUGACGAUGUCUGCCUGCUUCCUGGCUGCUGGCAUCUUCUGGGUGUCCGUACUCUGCAAGAAUACAUACAAUGUCUUUAAGAUCCACUGGCUCAUGGCAGCCCUGGCGUUCACCAAGAGUGUCUCCCUGCUUUUCCACAGCAUCAACUACUAUUUCAUCAACAGCCAAGGCCACCCCAUCGAAGGCCUCGCCGUCAUGCACUAUAUCACGCACCUGUUGAAAGGUGCCCUUCUUUUCAUCACUAUUGCCUUGAUCGGCUCAGGCUGGGCCUUUGUGAAGUAUAUGCUGUCCGACAAGGAGAAGAAGAUUUUUGGAAUUGUGAUCCCCCUGCAGGUCCUGGCUAAUGUUGCAUACAUUGUCAUCGAGUCCCGUGAGGAGGGUGCCAGUGACUAUGGACUCUGGAAGGAGAUCUUGUUCCUGGUGGAUCUCAUCUGCUGCGGUGCCAUCCUCUUCCCAGUCGUGUGGUCCAUCCGGCAUCUGCAGGACGCAUCUGGCACUGAUGGGAAGGUGGCAGUGAACCUGGCCAAGCUGAAGCUAUUCCGACAUUACUACGUCAUGGUCAUCUGCUAUAUCUACUUCACCCGCAUCAUCGCCAUCCUGCUGCGUGUGGCUGUGCCCUUCCAGUGGCAGUGGCUGUACCAGCUCUUGGUGGAGAGUUCCACACUGGCCUUCUUCGUGCUUACCGGCUACAAGUUCCAGCCAGCUGGGGACAACCCUUACUUGCAGCUGCCUCAAGAGGAUGAGGAAGAUGUCCAGAUGGAGCAAGAUGACGGACUCUGGAUUUCGGGAAGGCCUGUCCAAAGUCAACAAGACAGCCAGUGGCCGGGAGCUGUUGUGACUUCCUUUCAUCCAGCUGCCACCCUCAGUCCUUCUGUACCCUGCACACCUACUCUUGUCCCCUAGUGUGCAGGAAGCCCUAGGGGCUCAUGCCAACAAGGCACACAAGAUGCGGGUCCCCAAGGAGCCUUCCAAAAGAAGAUGCCCCUCCCCCACACUGCAUCCCUGUCCUCUUCAGCCUUUCAGUACAAUAAGGACCCGUCUUCUUCUUCUUUUUUUUUUUUUUU